CACAUUUCUACUAGAAAGAAUGUGACAGUCCAGACCUGAAGUCUGUGGAGAAACCGUUGAUUUGUGUUUCUUCUAGUCCAGAUCAAAAAGAUGGACCCUGAACCUGAAAAGCCACUGGAGGUGGCAGCACUUGGCCGACCAUUCAGCCUGGGGAUGCUGUAUGACUGUCGCAAAGAUUCACUCAUCCCUGGCAUGACACUUUGGGACCGUAGUGACCUUGACAAACAUAUUGGAGAAAGACCGCAGAACUACAGUGAUUUUGAGAUAGUUGCCUCUGAAUCGAUUGAUGAUAAAUCCUCUGCACUAGAAAUUGAAGCAUCAUUGAAGGCAAGUGUAUUGAGUGGACUGGUACAGGUUGAUGGAUCAGCCAAGUACCUGAAUAACACUAAGACUUCCAAAAAACAAGCCAGAGUUACACUGAAGUACAAAGCAACUACAAAGGUCAAAGAACUGUCGAUGGAUCAUCUUGGAAGACGACAUUUGAAGUAUCCAGAUGUUUUUGAGAAAGAAAUAGCUACACAUGUAGUCACAGCAAUUCUUUAUGGGGUACAAGCCUUCUUCGUUUUUGACCGUGAUGUUUCUCAAAACGAAAAUCAACAAGAUAUUGAGGGAAACCUGAAGGUGAUAAUCAAGAAGAUUCCAUUCAUUGUUAGAGAGGGUGAAGGCGCACUUAAAAUGGAGAAACAGGAGAAGGCAAAUGCAGAGAAAUUCUCCUGCAGGUUCUUUGGAGACUUUUCCCUCCUAAAAAUGCCCACAUCCUUUCAGGAUGCAAUACAAGUCUACCAAAGUCUGCCUAAACUGCUUGGAGUAAAUGGAGAAAACGCAGUACCAAUGAAGGUCUGGCUUCUUCCACUGACAACUCUGGAUUCAUCUGCUGCUAAACUUGUUCGUCAGAUAAGUGUAAGUUUAGUUCAGAAAUUACAGACUGUCCUAGAGAGCUUCAGUGAGCUAGAAAUGAGAUGCAAUGACAUUCUGAACAUCCCCAUAGCACAGCAGUUCUCAGAGUUUGGUAAAAAGAUCGAAACUUUCAAACAGAUGUGCUCCGAAUUCAAACUGCAGUUCCAGCAAACACUGGCAGAGAAACUUCCAUCAAUCCGAGGAGGAGGAGAAGAAGAGUCUGUACUUGCAGAGAUCCUGAGUAAAAUAGAGUCUUCUCCUUUCAACAGCAAAAACCUGAAUGAAUGGAUGGACUGUAAAGAGAAAGAAAUCUGGCUUGUAAAAUCUUUUACAAACAUGAUAAAAUACAUCAAAGUUGUUCCAUCCCAAAAAGUUCACGAGGAAAUUUUCAGUCCUGAACAUGCUGUCUGUUUUGUGUUCACCUCACUGGAAAUUGAUGAACCAUACCUCUGCUCUUUGUCAAACUACCUGAAACAACCAGACAACCCUCAUGAUCCACAUACACAGGAUUUAGAGAGGGAACAAUGGUACUUCUCCCAUGAAGUGACAGAGUCAAUGAGGAAAAAAGCAAAGCUCAUCAGUGACUUUGCAGAGGCCAACCAGGAGAACAAGAGCGUAAAGUUUCUGACAGUUGGAAUAACAAAUGAGAAACAGAAAGGUGCAGCCAUCUACCUUUAUGAACAUGGGCGUCUUGUCACUGAGAAUUUUGAGCCACCGUCAAAGCCUGAAACUGUCACAGUAAAGGACAUAAACCACAACAGUGUGACACUGAAGACUGAUCCACCGAAGUUUGGAUCAGAGAACAUCACCUCCUACUCUGUUGAGUACUGUGUCAGUGGAGAUGAAGAGGACGGAUGGAAACGACAGACAACAGCAUCAAAAACUCAAGAGUUCACCAUGAGUGAAACUCAGUGAAACACUGAGU
Molecule: messenger RNA, 1822 nt
Organism: Cheilinus undulatus (humphead wrasse)
Lineage: Eukaryota; Metazoa; Chordata; Actinopteri; Labriformes; Labridae
Product: verrucotoxin subunit beta-like
Exons: 4
Coding region: 91-1812 (573 amino acids)
Molecular function (GO): protein binding
Source: RefSeq, a predicted model, not a curated record